Molecule: messenger RNA, 1018 nt
Organism: Pecten maximus
Lineage: Eukaryota; Metazoa; Mollusca; Bivalvia; Pectinida; Pectinidae
Product: intraflagellar transport protein 43 homolog
Exons: 11
Coding region: 29-709 (226 amino acids)
Biological process (GO): intraciliary retrograde transport
Cellular component (GO): cilium; intraciliary transport particle A
Source: RefSeq, a predicted model, not a curated record
GAGUUAUUUCCCUUGCACACAUUCCAAGAUGGAUGACGAUUUGGGUUUCGAGUCUACUACAGCUUCAAAAGCUUCUAGGAGUGCGAAGCAAGGACGCCGAGCUCAGGCUAAAGGUGUGACACCACCAGAUGCACCAACAUUUGAGGAUGAAUCACCAAGGUCGACAAAACCGACCAAGAAGUCUCCAGAGGAUAUGGAUGGUCCUCCGAAGCCUUCAAGAAUAUCAGGCUGGGGAGAAGAUGCUCCAAGGAAAAGCCGAAAACUGGGAGAAGGAUUUGAACAGUUUGAAGACAAGCAAAAUGAACAGGAUGUACUGUUUGGAAUUGAUGAUGAAUUUGGUGAACGACUACGUCCCAAAAGUCCAGACAAUGAUUCUGAUAAUGAAAUCCCCGUGAUUCCUGACCUAGAGGACCAACAGGACGAUGACAUAACUUCCUCCAUUGCAGUAGCUCCUAAUGUUGCUGUGAAUAGAGUCGCUACUUACCGAGAAUUAGACAACGAUCUCCUCAGACAGGCUGCCUUUCUAACACUGGAUAACGAGAUUGACUUGAAAUUACUGACCAAGUCCUUAUCAACAGAGGCUGACUUAAUCGAGGACGAUAAGCCAUGGGAUUGGGACCGAUUAUUCACAGAAGUCACGUCGGAAAUCCUCUCACAGAUGGAAAACACGGAGGAACCAGAAGCGUCAGAACAACAACAGGCUUUAUAAGGAGUUUUGGAAUUAAAACUUUAUCCAAGUUCCAGAUAGAGCACUCUGUUGAAAACUGCCGGACUUCAGAAUACUGAUUAUAAUGAGUAAUCCGUCCACACUUUGUGUACAUAUCAACGUUGUGUACUGUUUAAGAGUGCUCUCUUGAUAUAUGAUGGUAUAAUUUUAAUUCAAAUUCUCGUUAAAGAUAUAAUUAGUCACAUAAUUAAUGUCUGUCCUACUUUUAGUGUGUAUGUAUUUAUGUGAAGGUGAGAGUAUGUAUUAUGUAUGAAAUGUGGAGAGUCAUUUUGAAUAAAGAAUAAAAAAACA